This is a messenger RNA of Filobasidium floriforme, 1457 nucleotides long. RefSeq names its product SGNH hydrolase-type esterase domain-containing protein. Lineage: Eukaryota; Fungi; Basidiomycota; Tremellomycetes; Filobasidiales; Filobasidiaceae. Bases 279 to 1136 code for a protein of 285 amino acids. The transcript has 5 exons. The record is from RefSeq and is a predicted model, not a curated record. Gene Ontology annotation, molecular function: hydrolase activity.
GUGCUCUCCAAGCUUCAAGUUGCAUGUUGAUGCUGGGCGCCCAGCAACCUGCUACAUGUCGACGCAACCCACUCGCCCGCUUCAAGGUAUGAGAGGCAUCAGGCAGAUCAACAGGUCCUCAUAACAUCCAGAUCAGGUGAUCUCUGAUCGAAAUCUCAUCUGCCCGGGCCGGUAUCCUUGUACGACCCCGGCGCUAAUCGAUUGCCGGAGGUUCAUGUCGAUUCGACGAUCCAAUUCAACCUGCGAGCUUGCGACAUCUCGCCCGGCGAUCCGGUCGAAUGUGGCACCGGAACCCUGGCUGGGAGACUACUUAUAGUCGACGUGGUGCUCAUAACACCAAACCGGUCAAGAAACAAACCGCACUCGAACCCGCCUUUGUCCUCAUUGGGGACAGUACCACCGCGAACAACACCGUCACUCCCAACUCGGGCGGAUGGGGUGACGGCUUCUGCGCCUCGCUCCGACCGGGAGUAUCUUGUUCCAACUUUGGGUCGAACGGAGCGACAACUGGGACGAUCGUAGACAGAGGAGUCUACGGGGAUGCUCUAGGUAGGGUCAAGGAACAGGUCGGGAUGGGCAAAGCGGUCUUCGUGACUCUUCAGUUCGGACACAACGACCAGAAAGUCGGACCUCCCGAAUCGACGGCGCAGAAUCUGACGCGAUUCGUGGAAGAUAUUCAAGGUCUGGGCGCAAACCCGAUCUUGUUGACGCCGCUUAGUCGGAGGUCGUUCAACGAGAAUGGCACGAUCGCGGAUCAGUUGGCUGCUUGGGGCGAUGCUGCUCGAGGUGUCGCUACGGCGAACAACGACCCGCUCCUCCCGCUCCUUGAGGCCUCUAUCCAUUACCUGGAAAGCAUCGGUCAAGCCCCUUCUCAACUCCUCAAUCGACUCCCUGCCGACCGAACACACUUGAAUGUGGGCGGACAACAUCUGUUCGGAAGGAUGGUGGCGGACUUGAUGAGGUUGUUUGUACCUUUCGAGGAGAGAUAUGGGACUAGCGAGCCUUUCGUCGUGGAUGCGCCUUUGAGCGAGGCUAUCUGGACCGGGAAGCAAUACGUCUACACUGCAGUCUGCCCGAGUUACAAUGCUAGCGAUUGCGAGGGAAUCGCACCCGCAGGAACCGACUACACAAAAUGAACGUUGUCCUUAAGUGUAUUGGAUGCACAACAAUUCACGAAACAAAACAAUACAAAUGAUAUAGCCCAAAACUGUAUAGCCCAAAUACGUAAAUCUGCUAUGAAGCCAACGCAACAUCGUAUUUUCCCUUCUCGCGCGGUGAUAGUCGCCAACUUCCACUCUGGCGGUCCAUGCCAUUACUACUGUUCUCACUUCACUUCACCAUGAGGACGCCUUUCGCCUCUGCGACGCCUCUUCUACGGCUUCCGCUACCGGUCCCAGGUCGACCUUCCCGACUUCGAUCUCGUCCAACAAGUCCUGCAGUCCGCGCCGAUCGGUCAG